AUGGCGCUCCCCCCACGCGGUGGUCCUCCCAGCGAGGAUCUCUUCGUCACCGGUCUUCCGAUGGACUGCACGGCCGUCCAAGCCAAACAGAUCUUCCAACAGUACGGCGGUGUGAAGCAGGCGAACGUUCUGCCGGUGGCCGCUGGCAAGACAGCAGCAGCCGCAUUCGUUAUCAUGAACUCGGUGGAAGAUGCAAAGUGGGUCAUAGACAAUGUCAACGGCAAUGUCCCACAAGGCUUGUCGAACCCAGUCACGGUGUCAUUUGCAACUCCGCGGACGCAGCGUCCCGCUGGCGGCAAGGGUAUGAAAGGUGAUGGGACGGGUAUGCCGCCGGAGAUGAUGAAAAUGAUGGCCAUGUUGAUGUCGGCCAUGGGCGGUAAGGGCGGAGGUUCGGGGGAUGCCUGGGGAAGCGAAAGCGGAGGAGGAGGCAAAGGAAGUGCUUGGGGUGGUGCGAGCGGAGGUGGCUGGGAAAAAGGUGCCGGUGGUUGGGGGGGAGCUGGCGGUGGUUGGGGUGGCGAUGGUGGCUGGGGGAGCGGCGGCGGCUACGGCAAAGGCUACGACCAGUACAAAGGUGGUGGAAAGGGAUGGGGUGGAGGAAUGUGGUGA
This is a messenger RNA of Symbiodinium necroappetens, 606 nucleotides long. NCBI's taxonomy places the organism in Eukaryota, Dinophyceae, Suessiales, Symbiodiniaceae. The record is from the annotation of a GenBank genome assembly.